AUGCCGCAACACUAUCCUCCGUUCCAACAACCUGGAUAUCUACCUCACGCUGGGAUGUAUGGCCAGGGAGCAGCACUUCCACCACCACAACUAGCUUGGAUGCCUCAAGAUAAGCAAGCACAUGAGGCAAAGAAGAAGACCUGGAGGCGGAAAGCUAGGAGCCAGUCUGAGCAUUAUCCUGGUGGAUCUGCACCUGGACCGAUGUUUCCUCAACCUGUUGUACCUCCACCCCCACUUCCACCAAACAAUGCGCCAGUCAUCCCCAAAUCACCCAAACGGAAGAGUACUCGCAGACGGCGUCCACAGCCUCCAGAACCCGUAAUCCCAGCGCGCCAACCAACGCCGUUCAUACCUGCAGGAAUGAACGAUUCUGACGAAACAUCUGAAUCCGAAUCAGAGGAAGACGACGACGACGACGACGAAUUCCCCCGACGCAGGCAUCAAGGAAGCAGCAGGAGGGCGCGGUCUGAAGAAUACCACCCAGUGACUGGACAGUUCGAGGAUGUCAUUCAACCCCCUUCGCCUGCACCCCAGGCCGCGUUUGGACCCAGCGGCCCUCGACCAGCUGGAAGCCUUCGAAACCCGUUACCCAAGCCACCCAGAGACCUAUACGAAAUGACGCCGUACAAGUCGCUACUCUCGCUUCCCCAAACGACGGCGCUGUUGACUGCAAGUUAUAACACUCAAGCCAGUACAGCUACGGCGACAGUGGCGCCUGCUGGUGUUACAAUCGUUCCGCCAGUCCCGAAUCAGGCUGCGCCUGCGGCCGCCACUGCUCCUCCUCCCCCUCCGGCGAAGAAGAAGGGGCUCUUCAAGAGACUGUCAACCAAACGCAAGACUCAGCAACCACCGGCGCCAGUACCAGCGGCACCGGCUGUUCCUUCGGGCCCAGUCUUCGUCCCCAUCUACGUGGAUAAAAACGCCAACCCCACGGCUCAGCAAUCCCAAGCAUCCAGCUCAAACACCCAAUCCAACCCCCCUACUAACCCGGUUCGGUUCGACGACAGCAUCGACAGCAGCACCGCCGCUAAUCAAAGCCGUCGCCAAUCUCGCGUUUCCUCCAACGCCCCCGACCCAUCCACCCUCCCGCUCCGUUUCACCCAGCUCGAUUCCGAAUACGCCGGGUUCAUGAAUCACUCCCCGCAUCGUGUGGUGUACGGCCACCAGACUUACCCCACGGCAACGCAUGUCCACGAAGCGAUGAAAUACAUUGACCAGCACCCUCAGCUCGCCGAGCGGAUACGCAACUGCGAGAACGUCCUGGACGUGUACCCUAUAUCAGCCGAGAUCUCAGGGUUCCAGAGGCCUGAUUGGGGGAAUGUAUUUUUGGACAAGAUGGAGGAGGUGUUGAGGCUCAAGUUUAGCCAGCAUCCCAAUUUGCGGGAGUUGCUUAUGGGAACGUGGCCGAGGGAGCUGAUUUAUGCGGAUCCUUUGGACGACUUUUGGGGUGAAGGGCCGGAGGCGAGGGGAAGGAAUGAGCUUGGGAAGGUGUUGAUGAGGGUGAGGGAUAGGAUGAAGGCGGAGACCAUGAUCCCCCAGUAA
Coprinopsis cinerea okayama7#130 is the source of this 1542-nucleotide messenger RNA. Its product is annotated as GTP cyclohydrolase II. The transcript is spliced from 2 exons. Lineage: Eukaryota; Fungi; Basidiomycota; Agaricomycetes; Agaricales; Psathyrellaceae. The record is from RefSeq and is a predicted model, not a curated record. The coding region runs from base 1 to 1542 and encodes 513 amino acids.